CUUCAAAGAAACGCUUUUCAAAAGCCAAUGCCAAUGGCAAUGGAAAUGGCGGCUCCUUCUGCAGCUUGUUUCUGUGCGGUCUUCAAUCAGCAUGUGGCCUGGGGGAGCGUUAGGGCGAUCUUUUACUAGUACUGCGGCAGCUUCGAAAAAGCAGUAGGGACUGUAGUUGGCACUUUGGCGGAGGCGCUUGUGUUUUUGUUUGUGUUUGCAGCUGUGCGGGACUCAUAGGCUUCAAGCCAGCUCUGUCCUUCUCAAUGGGCACAUAUGUAGGAGGUUUGAUGUGCUGGAAGCAGAAGAAGGGUGAGGUGUGAAACGUUUGACAUUACGGUGGUGUGGCAAAGUUGUGCCAGACAUUUUGGCUUCUUGCACUUGCUGAAAACAGAGGUGCAAGCGAGCAACUUCUGGCCAGCUCUUUAAGGGACACAGCAGAAGAUCAGAUCUUAGGGUGGGCAUUACAGUAGUGGCAACUAGCAUCCAACACAAAUGCGCAUAAAGCAGGGCUGGUCACAUUGAAAACCAGGCAACCUUUGCACGGAGGUAAGGGAGCAACAAAAAGUCCUUGCUUCAGUAGAACGACGAGUCUUUGAUAGCCACCCCUAGAGAAGGGGACACCAUGCAGGGCUACAACUAGUUUUAGCCUCCAUUAACCCUUUCUCAACCCUCCGUUGGCUGGAGCCUUAACCACCGCUGUAAACUUCUCCAAACCCGUGGCGUAAGCUGCCCCAAACCUGCCAGGGGUGAGGCCUUGACCCCACUGGCAGGGCUGGCGAUCAUCGUCCAGAUGGCCAUCACCUUGACCACUUUUCUAACCUUCUUUAGAACCUGAGUUAACCUGCCGGAAACCACUAUGGCUGAGGCCUUGACCGCGCUGGCGGGGUUAGCGACCAUCGUCCAGAUGGCCAUCGCCGCCGGCAUGAAGGCCAAGAGCCACAAGCACAACGUGCAAGCACUUGUGCGCCGGCUCAAGCUCGUACCCCCACUCAUUGAGGAGGUGCGCGCCUCAAGGACCCCCCUGACUGAGGCGCAGCUGAACGUGUUUGAGAACUUGGAGCACGCAAUGCAGAGGGCCAAGGACCUGCUGACCAAGUGCAGCGAGAACAGCAAGCUGUACAUGAUCUUCCGGGGGGAUAGCAUUGUGCAGAAGUUCCGAGACGUGGGACUAGACCUCGACCGGUGCCUCUCAGCGCUUCCCCUUGUGCAGCUCAAAGUGUCUGACGGUACCCUUGAGAAGAUUGAAGAGGUGAGCGUGGCCCUCCGUGAGACAAAGUUUAAGGUGGAUGUCGUCGACCAGAACUUGUCCCUCAAGAUCGCAGAGGCUCUCAAGGAACAGCGGGAGGCGCAGCAGGUCAACGAGGACCUGCUCAGAAGCCUGGCCACUCAACUGGACCUGACCACUGUCCAAGCAUCCCGAGCGGAGGAAAAAGGCCUGCUGAGGGACCGGGAAGAGGCGCGAGCGGAGAAGGAACGAGGGGAAGAGGCCUACAUCAACCAGAUUAUCCACCUGCUAGACACGCUCGAGCUGGCCGACUCCUCGUCGCGCAAGGAGAGCCCCAAGUCGGUGCUGGUGCCACCGCCGCAGCCACCGGACGAGUUCCGCUGUCCGGUGUCGUUGGACCUUAUGGCGGACCCAGUCAUUCUGGAUUCGGGGCAUACCUUCGAGCGGGCUUACAUCCAAAAGUGGUUGGACGACGGCCAUCGCACAUGUCCCAUCUCCCGCAAACCGCUGAUGACGCUCAAGCUCAUCCCCAACCAGACGCUCAAGGGCAUGAUCAUCACGUGGUGCGAGAAGAACCACGUGCCCCUGCCGACCCUCCCCGUGCUCAGAAUGGAACCCCUCGCUGACGUGGCACCUUCUGCUGACGUGGCACGUGAGGCUGACGUGGCGCCGGCCAUCCUCGAAGGCUUCAAGGGCUUGCGUUUCAACAACGACUUCAGCGGGAGUUCCGCGGAGUGGGAAGAGUACGAGAUUGCAGAGCGGGGGAGCAAGAAGCGGCGGGGGAUCUCGAAGUUUGAAGAGGAGCUCAGCCGGUUUGCGGGCCACCAAACCGGGUUAGCGGAGCUGUUUGGCAAACCCGGGUCAAGGCGCAGCAAGGCAAACGAGAUGAUCCGGGGGGUAGAGGCAGCGCCUCAGCGGCUGAUGCUGUAUAACAUCGAAACGGAGAGCGGUGGAAGCGGGCCGAUCGCCGAGGGUUUGGCGUUUGGGGCGUCGAAUGCUGACGCUGUCUCAACGGGGCCAAGUCCUACCUCUGGACAGAGUUCGGACGGGUCGAAGAACCGGAACUCAGGACAGCUGUCGGACAGGUCGAGAAACUCUGGGCAGCUUCCGGACGGGUUGAAGAACUCCGGGCAGUUUUCGGACGGCUUGAAAAAUUCCGGUCAGUUCUCGGACGGGUUCAGCGCGCUCGGCGACCUGUACAACUCGGGAAGCUUGAAGCUGGGCGACCCAGACGCCUACGCGAGCGUCGACAUCCGCGACCUUAUGUGCGAGAGCCCGCUGCGCGACGACGUCAUUGCGCCGAUCGAUGACGUCAGCAUUCCGCUCGGCGACGGGCUGCUUGGUUUCGGUGGGGGGGAGCAGGGGCCAGGGGACUCGAGCCCGUCGCGGGGGUCGGGUUUAUUCGGCGAGCCGAAAUUCCGGUUGAGCUGGGCGCGGCGGAACUCGGAGAACAAGCUUUUGUUGCCCGAGAUGUGCCCCAGUACUAGUUACCAAGCGGAGUUGGGGUCACUAGAGUCGCCCCAGGGUUUGGGCUCGGAUCCUUUGGGGGGGGUAACCGAGCAGGGUUAUCAGGGGAUGUUGCUCAAGCCGCACGGUUUCGAAACGCAGCGUGAGAGCGGAAAGGAGCGGGUUUUGGAGGAGGGGUUGAGAUUAGCGGAUGGGCACUCGGGGCCUCAAGACGGUUAUCAGGAGAAGCGGUCUCUCCCUCUUGAUUUUCUUUUGGAGACUUCGCCCUCUGGGGGUCAAAGCCACAGACACGGACACAAGGAGCAUCUUCGGCCGCUCGCGCGGGGGGGCGCGAGCGUGCAUGGUGUGAAAAAGGGGGGCGUCAGCAAGGGGGCUGCGCACAGUGGCAGCGGGCAUAAUCGGGAGGGGUUAACGAACGGAGUUUUUGGGAUCGGGUCGACGGGAAAUGGGGGUCUGGACUGGGCCGGUGGCAUGGGGGGGAUCGGAGGCCAACCGCACAAGGAGAGUUUGCAAGGAGCACUUGCCGGUGCUGGCGAGGUUAGUGCAAAAGGGGGUGGAGGUGUGAACGGGCUCCGGGUUACAGAAGGGGUCAAAGUGCAGAAAGGCGGUGCGCACGGAGGGCUUGCUGGAGAUAACAGUAUUGACGGGGUUAGUGCGAACAGGGCCCAAGUUGCGAACGGGCUCGGUGCAAACGGGCAUGGUGCGAACGGGCUCGGUGCGAAUGGGCACCGGCCACCGUCGUUGACUGCGCGCACACUCAGCGGGGCGGGAGGGGUUUCCAGCAGACGAACGUUCUCGCAGCAACUGCACCACUUUGACUGGGAGAUCGACGGCUUGGAAUCGAGCCCGUCUCCCCCCGAGCUAAUCCGGGGGGCGGGCGCGCUGCUGAACGGGCGAGACCGAUCGAAAAGCUCUAGACGUUCCUCCGACCCUGUGCGGCAGGAGGGAAGGCUAGAGAGCGCGGCGGUGCACCGGCGGGGGGCAUCGCUGCCCCAGGAACCGGCAGGCCCUUCGCCCCCCCUCCGCUCGCCUCGCAGCCCUCCGAUGUGUCCCAUUCUCGACGACUUCCUGCUGGACGCACCAGCCCAGAGCCCCCGCGAGUUCGGACACCGCGUCACCGCCCCUGCGCCGGACGUCCGAGCUGCCGCCCGGACAGACCGACCUGGAUCUGGAGGAGAUAAGCCCAAACCGUACCUGACCACCCCAGAAGAGGUGACCGCACUGCUGGAUGCUCUGGACUCAGAUGACGUCAUGGUGAAGAGACACGCAGCAGAGCAGCUGCGCGCGCUGGGCAAGAACAGCAACGCCAAUCGGGCCACAAUCGCGGCUGCUGGCGCCAUCCCGCUGCUUUUGGGCAUGAUCGACUCCCCCGACGCGCUGGUGCAAGAGCACGCGAUCACCGCUAUACUCAACCUCUCCAUCAACGACGUCAAUAAGACCGCACUUACAGUCGCGGGAGCGAUCCCUGCGCUGGUAGAGGUCCUGGCGAGUCCGUGGUCUUCGGGUGGCGCCAAAGAGGCGGCUGCCGCGACUCUCUUCAGCCUCUCGGUCAUGGACGACUGCAAAGUCACGAUCGGCGACGCCGGGGCGAUUCCGCACCUCGUGGAUUUGCUGCGGAACGGAACCCCCCGUGGGCGGAAAGACGCAGUGACAGCGUUGUUCAAUCUGUCGAUCUUCAGCGGGAACAAAGUGCGCAUCCUCAAGGCUAAGGCGGUGCCGCUGCUGGUGACCCUUGUGAGGGACACCAGUGUCAGAGAAAAGUGCGUUGCCGUCCUGGCCAACCUGUCGACGAUGAAGGACGGCCGCUCCAAGAUCGGCGACGCCGGGGGGGUCGCCGUGCUAGUUGACCAAGUCGAAGUGGGCACCCCCCGGAGCAAAGAGAACGCGGCGGCGACGCUCCUGCAAAUGGGCGUGAACAGCUCCCGGUACACUGCUGAGAUGAUACAGGCCGGAGCCAUCUCACCACUGCUGGCCUUGUCUCAAGACGGCACCCCACGGGCCAAGGAGAAAGCGCUCGCCCUGAUCCGGCACUUCCGCGAGCAACGAAAGGGAGAGGCGGUCAGAGGCCACCCGACAGACCAGGGCGUUGGCUCGUUGUAAAGUAGUAGAGUUGAUAGAUCUCUAGCGUCGAUUCCUGGGACUGUAAAAAGGGAGGAUAGACUAAUGCUAGCGGUCGCUUGCAGCGGACAGGAGAGAAUAGUGACGCAUCGCAUGUCGUUCCAUAAGGAACUGCAAGGACGACGGCUCUUGUAUAUGGUAGAGAGUGUUCAAGACUCCGUUCGUCGUUGAGGAUGAUAGUGACGGGAUGUUUGUCACAGGGUUCACUAUGCUUCAAAUGCU
Molecule: messenger RNA, 5023 nt
Organism: Klebsormidium nitens
Lineage: Eukaryota; Viridiplantae; Streptophyta; Klebsormidiophyceae; Klebsormidiales; Klebsormidiaceae
Source: the annotation of a GenBank genome assembly